This is a messenger RNA of Thecamonas trahens ATCC 50062, 1031 nucleotides long. RefSeq names its product Sco1-family protein. The transcript has a single exon. The coding region runs from base 30 to 677 and encodes 215 amino acids. Gene Ontology annotation, biological process: mitochondrial respiratory chain complex IV assembly. The record is from RefSeq and is a predicted model, not a curated record. Lineage: Eukaryota; Apusomonadida; Apusomonadidae.
ACGCAAAGGAGGAACAGAAGAGAGAGAGGAUGUUCCGAGCCAACUAUGCGCGUGCUGUGAUGGCUUCGCUUGCGCUGGGAAGUGGUGUUGUGGGCUUGUAUGCCUAUGAGAGGCAUCGGAUGGAGAAGACGGAGACCAUUGUGGGCGAAGCUGAUCUUGGAGGCGAGUUUGAGCUGAUGGACACAGAUGGAGAAGUAGUCAAGUCGGAUGACUUGCUCGGCAAGUAUCUGCUCAUCUACUUUGGAUUCACACACUGUCCCGACAUCUGCCCCACAGAGAUGCACAAGAUGUCCUCGGUCCUGGCCGAACUGCGGAGGAGGAAGUCGUCGUGGGGCGAUGCCAUUGUCCCGCUCUUCAUCACCAUCGAUCCCAAGCGGGAUACUCCUCAGGCAAUCGGCAAGUAUCUGGCUGGCUUUGAUCCCGCCAUCCGCGGCCUCACAGGCUCGCCCGAGCAGACGGAAGCCGCCGCCAAGGCGUACAAGGUCUUCUCUUACCCGGUCCCGUCAGCAGAGGGCGACGAUGAUGAUGAUUAUCUCAUCGAUCACUCGAUCUUCAUCUUUCUCGUCGGACCUGAUGGCAAGUACAAGGCCCACUUUGGCUACGACAAGUCGGUCGCUGUCGUCACCGAUGGCGUCGCCGCCCAUCUCCCGCGCCAGUGGUGGGAGUUUUGGCUGUGACCUGCUCCACAGCCUUGUGGCCAGCCUCGCGUCGCCGCUCCAUCAGGCACGAGAAAAGAGUCAGGCAGUUUACUGACUAUCUCGCGGGCGUCUCGGGCUUUACAGCUUGUUGGGGCGCGAGUUUGCGGCCUUGACCUUGUUGAACACAGUGUGGACGUCGUCGUAGCCCGGGAGCUUCUUCAUGCGGGCGAUCCAGGCAACGAGCUCGGGCUUGUCGGCAAUGAUGGCGUCAAAGUCGGAGCCGAGGAUCUCGAGCUGAGUCAGCUCGCAAAAGGCGGAGAGGUCUGCGAUGGAGGGCAUGUAGCGGCCGCAGAGGUAAGUAGCACCCGGCCCCUUGAGAAAGAUCUUGUUGAG